Molecule: messenger RNA, 1752 nt
Organism: Momordica charantia (bitter melon)
Lineage: Eukaryota; Viridiplantae; Streptophyta; Magnoliopsida; Cucurbitales; Cucurbitaceae
Source: RefSeq, a predicted model, not a curated record
CGUCGUUUUGACGGUCAUCCAGAAGGCCUGCUCCUUCUCAGUUCUCCCCUGUACUGGUCUCUUUCGUCCGCUCACCCACCCGCCAAUGGGUAAAAAGAGCAAUAAAAACAUGCAGACUUUGCUCGGAUUCAGAGCUUCACAGGUCCUGAUCAAUUCCUCCACGAUUUCUCUCUCUCGGACCCUUCCUUCACUCAGCUUCUUCCAGAUCAAUUCCUCUCAGCUCCCCGUCUCCGGCCGAAGUUUUGUGGCCAUGGCUGGCGCAGACGAGUUUGUUAAGGGCAGCGUUCAUCCGAAUGGCCUAGCCGUCAUCACUCUUGAUCGCCCCCGAGCUCUCAAUGCCAUGAACUUAGAUAUGGACAUACAGUACAAAAGGUAUCUUGACGAAUGGGAGCAAGAUCCAAAGGUCAAAUGCGUCCUUGUUGAGAGCAGCUCAUCUCGUGCCUUUUGUGCAGGAAUGGAUAUUAAAGGGGUUGUUGCUGAAAUUCAAAAGGACAAAAGUGGUGAUGUGAAGCAGAUCACGACCAAAAACAAAUUACCAGAUAUGAUUGAGGUAUUUACAGCAGAGUAUUCUUUAAUAUGCAAAAUUUAUGGUUACAAGAAACCCUACUUGUCCUUCAUGGAUGGCAUAACAAUGGGUUUCGGUAUAGGCCUAUCGGGUCAUGGCCGUUACAGGAUCAUCACAGAGAGGACCCUUCUUGCGAUGCCAGAAAAUGGAAUUGGUUUGUUCCCAGAUGUUGGGUUUUCAUUCAUAGCAGCACAAGGUCCAGGAGAAGGAUCAGUCGGUGCAUACCUUGGACUCACUGGUAAAAGAAUUUCGACGCCAUCUGAUGCGCUAUAUCUUGGUCUUGGAACACAUUACGUUCCAUCUGGGAACUUAGGUUCACUGAAAGAGGGGCUCUUGACCGCAAACUUUUCCGAGGAUCCUCAUCAGGAUAUCAAAACUCUCCUGGCAAAAUACGGUAGUGACCCUGAGUCUCCACCAUCAUUGAAAUCGCUCUUACCUCAGAUAACUUCAUCUUUUGGCGCCAACAAGCCUGUUAAGGAGACGGUUGAAGAACUAAAGAAGCACCAACUUGAUACAAAUUCUUCAGUGGUGGAGUGGGCUAAAGAGUCUCUUCAAGGAAUUGGAAAAGGCGCUCCAUUUUCACUAGCAUUGACACAAAAGUAUUUCUCCAAAGUUGCUGCAGCACAUGGAAAGAGUAACGACGAACUAUCCACGCUUAAUGGUGUUAUGAGAACCGAGUAUCGCAUUGCCUUGAGGUCUUCCCUGCGCCAUGAUUUUGCAGAGGGAGUUCGAGCAGUUUUGGUGGACAAGGAUCAGAAUCCGAAGUGGAAUCCUUCAAACUUGGAGGAUGUUGAUGACAGAGAAGUAGACUCCCUCUACGAACCACUAAGUCCAGUGGCUGAAUUGGAAGUGUGAAUUACAUAAAAGAAAAACCAGUUUCAAUCAAUAACUGCCAGAACUUUGGCAAGAACCGUAGAUGAAGAUGAAGAAGAAGAUGUUUAUGGAAUUGCAGGGAGCAGCAAAAAACCGUGCAGGUUCUUUAUUACUUGUGUACUUAACUGUCCACGAAAAUUAUUGGAGAAUUUGUAGAAUUUGAUAAAUAUUUGAACGUGCGAAUAAGUUCCCACGACUUCUCUUUGAAUAUUUUUACCUUUUUCUGGGCCCCCUUUUAAAAACUUCUUUUUCUUUUUGGAAUAAAGUUAUAGGCGUGGAAAUAAAAUGUAGAUGGGACUAUGGUUUCCUUAGUA